Molecule: messenger RNA, 2123 nt
Organism: Exophiala oligosperma
Lineage: Eukaryota; Fungi; Ascomycota; Eurotiomycetes; Chaetothyriales; Herpotrichiellaceae
Exons: 2
Coding region: 57-1772 (571 amino acids)
Biological process (GO): mRNA splicing, via spliceosome
Cellular component (GO): catalytic step 2 spliceosome
Molecular function (GO): protein binding; mRNA binding
Source: RefSeq, a predicted model, not a curated record
CUACAACUCAUAUAAUCGACCUUUUGCAGCCCCCGAGACAGACCUGUUUUAUCACCAUGUCUGGUCUUCUCGGUGCGGGCUACGAGUCCAGCGAUGAUGAAACUCCGACGGCCCAACCUACUCGGGCGCAGCCAAAGCCCGUAAACGCUGCACCAGAUGUUUCCACAGAGGUUGCGAGUGAAAUGCAGAUAAUGCUAGCGAACCCCACGAGCAAUGCACUCACCUACAAUGCCACAUACGACAACCUCUCGAGGCCAUCACAGGGCCCCGUUAACCCGUUCAAAUCCACAACGGGAAACGCACUCAAGCGCAAGAAUGUACCCACAGGUCACGCCGAAGAGACUGCCAUGUCCGAAGCCACCUUCAAAACACAGCAUCGUACCUUCCAGAGUCUUGGCUACACGAAAGAUCCCAGUUUAAAUGGGGCAUACGUAGGGAAUCAAGAUGCGGUCGCAAAAUACGGCGGAAAGGACGUUGUUCAGAUACGACACACCAAGGAUGAGAGCGCAGUUAUUCGAGCCAAGAGACAACGGAAGGGUGAUAGCAGCAUAGUGGACGGUGAAGGCGCCUACCUCGGGCCGUGGGCGAAAUACACGAGCGACGACGUGGCGUAUGAGCGAGCCGAAGCAGCCGCCGACCAGGAACUCGCAUCGGACGAGGAAUGGGUAGAAGAAGGGCUUGACCCUCUGCCGCCGCCUCCCAAGGAAGCCACGGCAUAUGCCGAAGACUCGAACGCCUCCGAAACCACAGAAUUUCAUGGUGCUUCGGAAUUCGACUACCAAGGCCGUACCUACAUGCACGUUCCUCAAGAUCUGGAUAUCGACCUGCGCAAAGAACCUGGAUCUAUACAGAACUACGCCCCGAAGAAACUCAUCCACGUGUACAAAUACCACACCAAACCCAUCACAUCCCUACGCUUUAUUCCUCAUUCUUCUCAUCUCCUACUAUCCUCUUCUGCCGACUCAAAAAUUGCCCUUUGGGACGCACACCACGACCGAACGCUAUUGCGGACAUUCUCUGGCCACAACAAAGCCGUCACAGACACCGACUUCCAUCCUUCGGGUCGCACUUUUCUUUCUGCGUCCUAUGAUCGCCAAAUGAAGCUGUGGGAUACCGAGACAGGAAAAUGCAUAUCACGCUUCACGACCGGCAAGACUCCUCACACCCUACGCUUCCAUCCGGACGGCAAUGAAUUCAUCGCCGGCAUGUCCGAUAAAAAGAUUGUCCAGUUCGAUACGAGAUCAGGUGACUUAACGCAAGAAUACGACCACCAUCUCGGACCAAUUAAUACGCUCACGUUCGUCGACGAAGGCCGGAGGUUCAUAUCCACAUCAGACGAUAAGUCUCUGAGGGCAUGGGAAUACGGCAUCCCCGUACCUAUCAAGUUCAUCGCUGAUCCCAGCAUGUAUGCUCUGGUGAGGGCCGCGCCACACCCCAGUGGGAAGUACGUUGCGUUCCAGAGCGCCGACAACCAGAUCGUCGUGUACGCGGCGGGCGACAAGUUCCGACAGAAUCGCAAAAAGGGAUUCCGCGGGCACAACACCAGUGGGUAUGCGAUCGACGUGGCCAUCUCACCCGAUGGUGGGAUUAUUGCUUCAGGAGAUACCGGCGGCUUUGUGUGCUUUUGGGAUUGGAAAACGGGCAAGAUGUGGCACAAGGUUCAGGCUGGAGGAGAGGGCACCGGCGCGGUUACCUGUGUCGCGUGGCAUGGGCAAGAAACUAGCAAAGUCGCCACGGGUGGACUGGAUGGCAUUAUUAGAUAUUGGGAUUGAGAGGAGCCAAGAAGGAUCAAAUAAGAAACAACGACUGUUCACAGUUCCUUUCGAAGAAGACAGCACGCUGGGUCUCGCUCCGCUAAGUCGACCGGACAAGGCGUCGUUGACGUGAUUAGCAUCAAUGUCACCGGCCGCGGCUUCCCGGCCUAGAGUACACUACAGGCAAAUACGAGCCGAGACCAGCGAGACUUGCUGUCAGACGGUCAAGGCUGGUCGAGUCUGGUCACCAUUCCACGGGACGAAACCAAAGGCUGAACACACCGUUUCACGAAUGAGGCGAGAGUGCCACUGAUAUGUGUGUGAUUUGGUCUACAUAAUCUUGACAGUAUUAAUACACCAUCCAAAAUG